This is a messenger RNA of Theobroma umbraticum, 1945 nucleotides long. It is a transcript of the gene CIPK3, whose product is annotated as CBL-interacting protein kinase 3. Gene Ontology annotation, biological process: protein phosphorylation; signal transduction. NCBI's taxonomy places the organism in Eukaryota, Viridiplantae, Streptophyta, Magnoliopsida, Malvales, Malvaceae. Gene Ontology annotation, molecular function: ATP binding; protein serine/threonine kinase activity. The record is from RefSeq and is a predicted model, not a curated record.
AGGCAAAAGUUGUCUGGUUGUAGCAGCAGCUCAGAUGAUGAUGAUCAAAGUCUUUCAAACCGGCUUUUCGCUUUAUAUUUGACACUUGAGCUAACUCAAAAGCCAAAAUUUCCACAAUUCCUUCCUACUCGUUUUUCAUUCUUAUCCAUCUUCUCAAGCCUCAGCACUUCUGAAAUCAAAUCAAGCUCCGAAUUUUGUUUUAUUUUUCUGGUUAUUGGGUACUCUAUAUAAAGUUGGUACGAAAGGAUUGGUGUCUUUUGCCUGAAUUGGCCUGAUUCCUGCUGCCGGGGAAAUCGAUCGUUUGGUAAAAGAGAAGCAUCUGCAUUUUUUCAGGAAGUGGUUUUCAAAGGUUGCAGAACUAGUAGAAGAAAAUUCAAGUUAUAGUAAGAGGCAUGAGUCAACCUAAAAUUAAGCGUCGUGUGGGUAAAUAUGAGGUGGGAAGGACCAUUGGCGAGGGGACAUUUGCUAAAGUGAAGUUUGCAAGAAACUCUGAGACUGGGGAACCUGUAGCACUUAAGAUCCUUGAUAAAGAGAAGGUUCUUAAGCAUAAGAUGGCUGAGCAGAUCAAGCGAGAAAUAGCAACCAUGAAGUUGAUAAAACAUCCAAAUGUUGUCCGUCUAUAUGAGGUGAUGGGAAGCAAGACAAAGAUAUAUAUUGUUUUGGAAUUCGUUACCGGGGGAGAGCUCUUUGACAAAAUUGUAAACCAUGGACGGAUGAGAGAAGAAGAAGCACGGAGAUAUUUCCAUCAGCUCAUCAAUGCUGUUGAUUAUUGCCAUAGCAGGGGUGUCUACCAUAGGGACCUAAAGCCCGAAAAUUUGCUGUUGGAUGAUUAUGGUAACCUCAAAGUUUCUGACUUUGGAUUGAGUGCACUAUCUCAGCAAGUCAGGGACGAUGGUCUCCUUCACACUACAUGUGGAACACCAAAUUACGUUGCUCCUGAGGUCCUUAAUGAUAGAGGCUAUGAUGGGGCAACUGCAGACCUUUGGUCAUGUGGCGUGAUACUCUUUGUGUUGCUUGCAGGUUACUUGCCUUUUGAUGAUCCUAAUCUUAUGACCCUGUAUAAAAAAAUUUCAGCUGCUGAAUUCACUUGCCCCCCUUGGCUUUCUUUUAGUGCAAUGAAAUUGAUAACUCGAAUCUUGGAUCCAAACCCAGUGACUCGAAUUACCAUUCCUGAAAUUUUGGAAGAUGAAUGGUUUAAAAAAAAUUACAAACCUCCUGUGUUUGAGGAGAAAGAGGAUACAAACUUAGAUGAUGUAGAAGCUGUCUUUAAGGAUUCUGAAGAGCACCAUGUAAUGGAAAAGAGAGAAGAACAACCGGCAGCUAUGAAUGCUUUUGAGUUAAUUUCUAUGUCAAAAGGGUUAAACCUCGGGAAUCUGUUUGAUGCAGAACAGGGAUUUAAGAGAGAAACAAGGUUUACAUCUAAAUGUCCUGCUAAUGAGAUUAUCCAUAAGAUUGAGGAAGCUGCAAAGCCUCUCGGGUUUGAUGUCCGCAAGAAAAACUACAAGAUGAGACUUGAGAAUUUGAAAGCUGGGAGGAAAGGAAACCUUAAUGUGGCCACAGAGAUAUUUCAAGUGGCACCUUCUUUACAUAUGGUUGAGGUGAGAAAAGCAAAAGGGGACACAUUGGAAUUCCAUAAGUUCUAUAAAAACCUUUCGACCUGUCUCGAAGAUGUUGUUUGGAAAACCGAGGAGGACAUGCAAGAAGUGAAGUAAAAUGUAUGGCUGCUCAUUUUUCAAGUGUAAUGACUUUGGUAUAUUGUCCAUGCUGUUGUUGAAUGUUCCUCAGUUGCUCUAUACCUUCAUUCUUUUGUCCCUAUCUUUUUGUUUUUUGGGAUUGUUUUCCUUGUAUGAUUAAACAGCCAUGGUUCUUCCAAUUGUUUUCCCUGUUAUUAGUGUUGGAAAGCAUUGACGAUUCUCAUGGAAUGCACUGGCUUGGUUUACCCUUC